Molecule: messenger RNA, 690 nt
Organism: Cyclocybe aegerita
Lineage: Eukaryota; Fungi; Basidiomycota; Agaricomycetes; Agaricales; Hemipholiotaceae
Source: the annotation of a GenBank genome assembly
AUGGUGCCCAAUGUUCUCUUUGGCAUCAGGUGUCAUUUCCAGACUCUUCAUACCAAAUUUCCUGGUCGCCUGUACCCUGCCAUCUUUGACAUCCUAAGCCACUAUACUCAUGACUUGAAAGAGAGAUGCUGGGGUACUGCUCCCCAUAAGCUCAGUAUCUCCAAGCAUGCUGGCUGCAUUUACUUAUUGAAAGCCACCAUUGGUUCUGACACAGAUGCCAAUGAGGAAAUCCUUGGUGCUACCACUAGCAAUCCCAGCAUUGUUACUAUGGAGGUGGACACUGACAAUGUCAUCGCCACUGUCAAACUUCUGUCCGUUAAGUUCAAGGAGGCAUCUCCUGAACCUGUUAUCAGGGUGAAACAACCUAAGAGGAUAAAGGCAGUCAGUGUUAUUAAUAAGAAGGUGAAGACUGAACACCUGACCCUCAGUUCUACUGACAAUGUCAUCAUUAUCACGGAUACUGCUAACAACAAUGUUAUAGCUGCUGAAGCCAUUGUCGACCGCACUACCAAAAUUGGGUUGACUUUGCUCAUGGCUCAGAAGAACCUUGCUUUGCUCAAGACUGAGCUAGGCAAUUUGGAUUACCAGCUUGCCUAUGUUCUCCACCAAUGUGCCCAUGCCGCUCAAGAGGUGGCUCUUUUCAAGAAGCGCAUUAUUCUCUUGAAGGCCAAGGCUAGCUCCUCAAAGUAG